Molecule: messenger RNA, 751 nt
Organism: Photinus pyralis (common eastern firefly)
Lineage: Eukaryota; Metazoa; Arthropoda; Insecta; Coleoptera; Lampyridae
Exons: 5
Coding region: 40-723 (227 amino acids)
Source: RefSeq, a predicted model, not a curated record
AUAUCAGACUUCAUGGUAUAAUUUCUAAACAUCUUCGAGAUGCGUAACGUGCUUGUUGUGGCCACUUUCGUUUCAUUGGUCAUCGGUAAGGAACUCACUCGCCAUUUGAUUCAAAUCUCCGCCAAUUCUGACCAGACAACCGAUUUGUGCGCCACGUUGGAUCCAUUUUACAAGACCUUCGGUUGCGCGAAGCUAGACCCUAACGCCCAAAGGUACAGUUGCCAUGUUGCGCCGAUUAAGGAAUAUUACAAGAUGGACCAAUGCUACUUCCAAGGGGAUGGAAAGUAUUACAGCAGUGGUGCCAAACUUCCACUCACAUACCACAAUGGGGACUUCCAGUUGUGUCCGUUCCAGUGCUACGUUGGUGACCAAGAUGCCUUUGGGCCAGUCUUCUACCGCACGUCAGACUGUGUUCCCACCGACCAAAAACCUCCACUACCCUGUUACACCUUAAUUCUGAACGCAAUGGAUUACUUCUACUUCGAUUUUCUUCCCGUGUUCGCGAAGGGCAAACCGUGUCCGACAAAGUGGAUCUACUCGGACUUUCCCAAUGUGACAUCGGACGAUUGUUCGGCAGAUCCGUACGGAUGCUGUACAUUUAACAAGGGCGCCACCACGUUGAAAGUUGGACGCAAUUUUACGGUCGCCCCGAAUACAGUCUGCAAAUGUAACUGUCCUCCGUUUGUGGAGUGUAUGGAACCGUUGAAAUUGAUUGCUGAAUGAAGCAAAACGGAACAAGAUCACAAGCAUG